AUGACUGAGCAAGAUAAAAAACAGGAAAAAUUAAACUACAGCGAUAAGGAGAAAAUAAAUACGGUAUUGUGCUAUAAAUGUAAAAGGAACAAUGCAGUAGUAUGUACAAGAGAAAAGUCAUGCAAAGAUUGCUUUUUACAUCUUGUAGAGUAUACAUUUAAAAAUACAUUAAGAGAAAAAUGCUUAUUUAAAAACAAAGGAAGAAAUGAUUUUCAAGUUGAACAAGAGAUUGCACCAGAAAGUGAUAAUUAUAAAAGGGAUGACAUUUCCUCUACACAAUUUAGAGACCAUGUACAGGUCAAUGCCGAUAAAAUAGAAAAUAAUUAUAAAAAAUUAAAUGAAGAAAAAUGCCUGAACAAGACAUGUGAAAAAGAAAAAAAAAAAGUGCACAACUUAAGCACACAAAAAAAAAAAAAAAAAAAAACAGCUAUAGCAUUUUCGGGAGAAAUUUGUUCGUCUUUUCUUCUAUUUUCAUUUGUAAAAUAUUUAGAGAACAUAAAAAAUAGAAAAAAUGAUUUUAUAUUAAUGAAUGAACAUUGCAUUUUUAGUGAAAUAAUUUUCGUAGAUAUUUUUAACGAUGAAAAUUACAUUUUUCACUUGAUUAUGACAAUUGAGAAUAUAUUGCACACAUUAGAGAAAAAUAAGGAUAUAAAAGGGAAUAAAAGUAAAGAAUCAAAUUUAAAAAAUUAUGAAAAUGGAAAUAGUUUCUCAUCAACAAACAAUGAUAAAAAAAUAUUGUUUAUAGAUGGAAUAUUUAGAAAAAAAAUAAGCAAAAUACAUUUCGUGGUGUUGAAAAGUAAUUAUUUUAUUAAAGAAAAAUGUAAAAUGGAGUUUACAAUAUAUUACGAUUUAGUAAAAAAUGAAAAAAAAAAUUAUUAUUUGAAUUAUAUAAAUGACAUAAUUAUUUACAGUAACAUUUUAAAAUAUUGCAUAAAUGAAAAUAUUAAGUGUGUACUUUUUGGAAAUAACGCAAAUAAUAUUUCAAAUAAAUCCUUUUUAUAUACAAUAUUUGGUAAUGGUAUAAAUUUACCCAUUUGUACCGCUUAUAUUGACAAUAGAUAUAAGGAUAUUCAUUUUAUUAAACCACUGAAAGAUUUAUUAAACAAAGAAAUAUAUAUAUAUUGCUUUUACAAAAAUAUUACUUAUUUACAUAACACCGCGUUUUCACAAAACGUGUUAUAUAGAAUUAUAAACGAUAUGUUGUCUGCAUUAGAUGCCAUGAAUAAUACGACUUCCAUAAUUAAUAAAACAACCAAUAAUUUGAUUAAUCUGAUGAGUUGCUGUAACAGUAGAGACCAAAGGAUCUAUGAUGCUAUGUGUCACUGUGUUUGUAAGAGUAGCGAAAGGAAAAGAGGUGAUUCGAACACUGCUACAGGUGAUGUUAACAGUACUGCUAAAGAUAAUGAUAACGGUACUGAUAACGGUAUUGCUAAAGGUGGUGCUAAUGUUACUGGCAAUGGUACCACUAAAGGCGAUAAUGUAAGAUCUGAUAAAAAAAUAUUUUAUUCCAAAGAUGUAGAGGGAGAAUCCUCAACUACCAUCAAUUAUAAAUAUAUGAAAGAUUUCAACAAUAUUUCUGCAUGCUUUAUUUGUUUUGGUAAUAAGGAAACAGUGGAAGAAACAAAUUUUAUAAAAAAAUUGGACAAAGUUCAGUUAAGUAAUAUAAAAAAAAUGAAAUAUUCUAAUUUUAUAUGUUCAACUUGUUUGUGUAUAUUUUCAUCUAAUAAUAGUUUUGUAAACCUUUUUAAUGUUUUUUUUAAUAUUUGA
Plasmodium malariae is the source of this 1767-nucleotide messenger RNA. It is a transcript of the gene NCS2, whose product is annotated as cytoplasmic tRNA 2-thiolation protein 2, putative. The record is from RefSeq and is a predicted model, not a curated record. NCBI's taxonomy places the organism in Eukaryota, Apicomplexa, Aconoidasida, Haemosporida, Plasmodiidae. The transcript has a single exon. Gene Ontology annotation, biological process: tRNA wobble position uridine thiolation. Gene Ontology annotation, cellular component: cytosol. Gene Ontology annotation, molecular function: tRNA binding; sulfurtransferase activity. Bases 1 to 1767 code for a protein of 588 amino acids.